UACCAGCUUUUGACACUGAAACCAGCUUGUGCGAGCGAGGGGUUAGCGUAUCGUGCAAUCGGCAUUGUCCAAGCGCACUCUGCAAGCGAUCUUUGCUGGUGCACCGAAAUUCUCAAGCUUAUCGGCGCUUGCUGUGCAUACAUACUUACACACGCGUAUUGACAACGCUCGGCGCCUUCAUCCAAUCGCUUGACGCAACAACAACAAGUGAAGAAAAAAAUAAUUAAAAUCACUUGACUUGCUCGCGUAUUGCCAGGGAAAGUGCGUAAACAAAUAAAUCUGGUGCAAGUCACAGAAGGUUAACGGUUGAGGGCUCUUCAUGGCGCUGGUGGCGACUUCCUCAGUCAAGAGCUGCAGUUACACCUCACUGACCGCCGGCCCUCAAGUGGUCACGUACGAUGCCGCCACAGAUAAGAGCGUGGAAUAUGUGGAUUAUGGCACCAAUACGAACGGAAUCUGCGUACAGCGCGCGCGCUGCAGCAGGGAAUAUGUGACGCAAGUGAUCAAAUGCAGUGAUCUGCGCAUAACUUGUGAAAACCGCAAAUUAUUUGAGGGAGAGUUUCCGGCCUGCUGUGUGAAGUGUUGACAUAAGAAGGGAGAAAUGUUAAAUGGGUUUAAGCGAAUUAUGUGAGGAACAAAAUUAUGAUAAUGGAAACAAUAAAAAACAUGGAGGAACAAUGUUUA
Bactrocera dorsalis (oriental fruit fly) is the source of this 684-nucleotide messenger RNA. RefSeq lists its product as uncharacterized. The record is from RefSeq and is a predicted model, not a curated record. Bases 320 to 586 code for a protein of 88 amino acids. Lineage: Eukaryota; Metazoa; Arthropoda; Insecta; Diptera; Tephritidae. The transcript has 3 exons.